Penicilliopsis zonata CBS 506.65 is the source of this 1319-nucleotide messenger RNA. RefSeq lists its product as hypothetical. The record is from RefSeq and is a predicted model, not a curated record. Bases 1 to 894 code for a protein of 297 amino acids. The transcript is spliced from 4 exons. Lineage: Eukaryota; Fungi; Ascomycota; Eurotiomycetes; Eurotiales; Aspergillaceae. Gene Ontology annotation, biological process: secondary metabolite biosynthetic process.
AUGGCGACCCAACUUGUACCGUUGCCAGAGGUUGAGCGUGUCAGCGCGUCGGUUGUGAGGAUCCUAGGUGGCAAUCCUGGGAAGUUUACGCUGCAAGGAACCAACACCUACCUUAUCGGACGGGGAGCGCAGCGAAUCUUGAUCGACACGGGCGAGGGUAAGCCCGGCUGGACGUCACGGCUCCAAUCAGUUUUGCGGGAGGAAAAAGCGACGAUAAACAAGGCUCUCAUCACACAUUGGCACCACGACCAUGUAGGAGGCAUCCCAGACCUGCUCGGGAUCUGUCCUCAGGCGACAAUCUACAAGAACCAGCCCGGUGAGGGACAGCAGCCGAUCGAGGAUGGCCAAGUCUUCAGCGUAGAAGGGGCCACUCUACAAGCCUUUCAUACUCCGGGGCAUACAGUGGACCAUAUGGUGUUUGUUCUCAAGGAGGAAGAUGCGAUUUUCACUGGCGACAAUGUCCUUGGCCACGGCACGAGUGUCUUUGAAGAUCUCAAGGCCUAUCUGGCCAGCCUUCAGAAGAUGCGUGGUCGGGUAGCAGGCCGUGGCUACCCUGGCCAUGGUACGGUCAUUGAGAACGCCACUGCGAGAAUUUCCGAGUACAUCCAGCAUCGUCAGCAGCGCGAAGACGAGGUCAUUCGGGUGCUCCGGUAUGGCACACUUGUUCCCACGAAUAAUAACUCUCACGAUCCGGACCCGGUAUCCCCUGCCCGCAAGGCGUCGUGGACACCCAUCGACUUGGUCAAGGUCAUUUACCGGGAUGUGCCGGAAAACCUUCAUCUCCCGGCCUCCCACGGCAUCUUGCAAGUGCUGCUGAAGCUGGAGGAUGAGGAUAAGGUCACCCAUGAGCUAACGACGGGAGGCUGGAGCUUGAAUGGAAGGCAGACGCUAUGAUAUCAGUUACUAGUAGCUACUCGAUUCAUGUGUAUAAUUGAUGAUAAUGACUGCCACUACUAAGUAUUUUACCGGUAUCUACUCCGUAGGUAUCUAGUACUAUCUAGUAGUAGCUAGGUACGCCUCCCAAUCCAUCCACCCGCAUUUUAUCCGACAUGAGAGAUUUAUCAUCCCCUUGCUACUAGGAGAAUGCUUUGACAUCUUGCCAGGCAACUAGCCCCAAUCCCCACAGAGUGGCGUGACUGAUUGGGAAAUUUGAUUUGCAUCUCACCCCCCACAUCGAACUGCAUUUACUAAUUAGAUCCCUGGGUAGCAGUUCUGAUUUGCCUCGCGCGAAGGUAGUAGCAGCAGCAACUUCCGCAGUUUACUAUACUCCGUACUAGGUACCUACCUGUAACCACCGGUAUUGACCUCCGUCCUCCUCC